Trichoplusia ni (cabbage looper) is the source of this 466-nucleotide messenger RNA. RefSeq names its product cytochrome P450 4C1-like. Gene Ontology annotation, molecular function: iron ion binding; oxidoreductase activity, acting on paired donors, with incorporation or reduction of molecular oxygen; heme binding. The record is from RefSeq and is a predicted model, not a curated record. NCBI's taxonomy places the organism in Eukaryota, Metazoa, Arthropoda, Insecta, Lepidoptera, Noctuidae. The transcript has 2 exons. The coding region runs from base 62 to 316 and encodes 84 amino acids.
ACCAGGUUUAAAGCUUUUUUAGACCUGAUGCUAGAGCUGUCAGCUGAGAAGGGUGUGUUCAAUGAUACUGAGAUACGGGAAUGCUCUUCUGUUCACUAUUAUACUACUUGGAUCCCAUCCCGAGGUGCAGGAGAAGGCUCUUACUGAAAUCCAAGAAGUUCUCGGGAACUUGGACAGGGAUGUGAAGAAGACCGAUCUGUCGAAGCUCAUCUACGCGGAGGCGGUGUUGAAGGAAAGCAUGAGGUUGUACACUAUAGCACCGGUCUUAGCAAGGAAAGUCGAUAAAGAUGUGAAACUUAGUAAGUAUGGAGGGUGAUGGAAGAAGGCUCUAGGGAUUUGGGUAGGCCACUGUUAUUAGCUGGUAGAUAUAGAAUAGAAGUUAUUGUGCCUUUAUCAUAGUUAUUAUUGGUACGAUAAGCUUAAGCUUGCUAUGUUGUAAAAGGAUUACCGGAUUCACCUCAUAAAA